AGACAACUGCAACAAAAGAUUACUUUGCUGGAACUAAAACUAGCUGAUUGUGAAGAAAGUUUGAGAGAAGUGAAAAGUGAGAAUGAGAUUCUGCUAAGCCGUCAAUUUUCCCUAGAGAAAAUAAAGGAUGAUAACUCAGCCAUCUUAUUUUACACAGGGUUUCCAUCGUAUGAGGCAGUGAUAAGUUUUUUUAAAUAUAUUGAGCCAAAAUUAGAAAAGAUGCAGUACUGGAAGGAGAGCGUCUUUGAAAGGGAGUCAGCCUUAUCAAGAGGAUGAAAAUCGCAAGAAACCAGGACCCUCUAAGAAACUAUCAUUUCUAGAUGAAUUUCUGUUAGUACUGAUGCGGCUGAAGGCUGGCUUAUUUGUACAGGACCUCGCAGACAGAUUUGGUGUAAGCAUCAGCCUUGUGUCAAGGAUUUGUAUUACGUGGAUUAAUUUAUUGUACUAUGAACUCAAAGAUAUUUUCCCUUUCCCAACCCAAGAGUUGGUGCGCAAAAAUAUGCCAGAAGAAUUUGCUGAAUUUGCAACAACCAGAAUAAUUUUGGACUGCACUGAGCUUUUCAUUCAGAGUCCAUCUGCAAUGCUUGCACAGUCAGAAACGUGGUCUGAUUACAAGCACCACAACACUUGGAAGCUACUAGUGGGAGUGACACCAAAUGGCCAAGUGUCUUUUCUUUCAGACCUUUGGGGUGGACGAGUGUCUGAUAAACAAAUAACUUGAGAAAGUGGAGUGCUGGAUUUAAUUGAAAGUGGGGACAAUAUCAUGGUUGACCGUGGCUUUGACAUAAAGGACAUUGUGCCCGAGGGUGUCACAGUCAGUAUGCCACCCUUUUUAGCGGGAUGCAAUCAACUAACUGCAGCAGAGACAGAGGAAACAAUGACCAUUGCCUCUGUACGGAUCCAUGUGGAAAGAGCAAUUGGUCGGAUAAAGACUUACCACAUUUUAGAUGGUAAUCUGCCCAAUACGCUUAGCCCCUAUGCGACACAGAUAGCAACAGUAUGUGGACUUCUUACAAACUUCCUUCCGCCUUUGCUAAUGCCUGCUAAUCUGAAACCAUAG
Porites lobata is the source of this 1060-nucleotide messenger RNA. NCBI's taxonomy places the organism in Eukaryota, Metazoa, Cnidaria, Anthozoa, Scleractinia, Poritidae. The record is from the annotation of a GenBank genome assembly.